This is a messenger RNA of Annulohypoxylon maeteangense, 2607 nucleotides long. Its product is annotated as calponin homology domain-containing protein. Lineage: Eukaryota; Fungi; Ascomycota; Sordariomycetes; Xylariales; Hypoxylaceae. Gene Ontology annotation, cellular component: cytoplasm; actin filament bundle; actin filament. Gene Ontology annotation, molecular function: actin filament binding; calcium ion binding. The transcript has 4 exons. The record is from RefSeq and is a predicted model, not a curated record. Gene Ontology annotation, biological process: actin filament bundle assembly; actin filament network formation. The coding region runs from base 431 to 2377 and encodes 648 amino acids.
ACACGCUUAGCCUUACGCAAGUUGCUGUGGCUUGUGGCUUUGCCAAGGUAGCCAAGACCAAGACCCAGGGGGGAAAUAAAGAAAUUACGUCGGUGUCGCAGCAGUAACAAUUGCGGCGCUUGCCCCCCUCCCCCGCCGAAACCUCCUAUACGUUUUCUAAUGUUGGCCCUUACUUUCUGACUUCCUACCCGAAGGUAGCCUGAUCUAGGCAGUACACAUUUGAGCUUUGAGAGCUUCUCAUCAUCAUUUACAUAAACUGCACUAUAUCGAAAUCCGGUAACCUUUCCUCAAGUCUUUGCUACAUACAUAACGAUUGCAGGUAAUUCCGCAAGACCGGUACGCGAAAACAUCGUGAAUUGUCAUUUUGUUAUUCAACCAUUUUGUCCAAUCAACCGUCACUACCGACUCCCUAAGUCCGGAUCUAUUGGUCAUGAACGUCAUCAAGCUUCAGAGGAAAUAUCCUCAAUUCGAACAAGGUGACAUCUUCUCCUUAACGGACGCUUUCCGCAGACUCGAUGUCGACGACAAAGGUUACCUCGACGAAGCUACUGCCAUCAAGGCUACUCAGCAAAGCGAGCGACAGCCAUACGAUGUUGUGAGACAAGCCCUGAAAGAAGUUGACCUUGACUCUUCGAGGAGGGUCGAACUCGAAGAUUAUGUCGGCUUGAUCGCAAAGCUGCGCGAAUCGUCUCCCGCACAACGACGCAUGAAUACCGGUGGCGCCGCGCCAUCUUCUCCGGCAGGUGUUGUAGCUCAGAGGACAGGUGGACAUUCCUCCAAAGCAAGCAUCGGCAAGAUCCAUGUACAAGGCUCUAGUGCCAACGUCACUCACACUAUCAACGAGGAUGAGCGAACCGAAUUCACUCGCCACAUCAACGCCGUAUUGGCUGGUGAUCCUGAUAUUGGGAGCCGGUUGCCCUUCCCAACCGACACCUUCGAGAUGUUUGACGAGUGCAAAGAUGGUCUUGUACUUGCUAAACUUAUCAAUGACAGCGUCCCGGACACGAUCGACGAACGUGUAAUGAAUGUCCCCGGCAGGAAGAUCAAGAAAUUGAAUGCGUUCCAUAUGACAGAGAACAACAACAUAGUCAUCGAAUCUGCUAAAGGUAUUGGGUGUUCCGUCGUCAAUAUUGGUAGCGGUGAUAUCAUAGAGGUCCGCGAGCAUUUGAUUCUAGGUCUGAUUUGGCAGAUCAUCCGCCGAGGUCUCCUAGGAAAGAUUGAUAUCAAACUUCACCCCGAACUUUACAGAUUACUCGAGGACGACGAGACGCUAGAACAGUUUCUACGAUUACCGCCAGAACAGAUCCUUCUAAGAUGGUUCAACUACCAUCUCAAGGCAGCCGGCUGGCAACGCCGAGUCGGUAAUUUCUCGACCGACGUGAAGGAUGGAGAGAAUUACACAGUUCUGCUAGCACAGAUUGGACGGGAUUACGGCUGUAGCAGAGCUCCUCUUCAAACGCGCGAUUUAUUGCAACGGGCGGAACAAGUAUUGGUUGACGCCGACAAGCUUGGUUGCCGAAAGUUCUUAACGCCUACCUCCCUCGUGGCAGGAAAUCCUAAGCUCAACCUAGCUUUUGUUGCCAACUUGUUCAACACCCAUCCAGCUCUAGACCCGAUUACUGAAGAGGAGAAGCAAGAGGUAGAAGACUUCGAUGCUGAAGGUGAACGGGAAGCUCGAGUGUUCACAUUGUGGAUGAAUAGUCUGGACGUACAACCAGCGGUCGUUUCCUUCUUCGACGAUCUUCGCGACGGCUCUAUUCUAUUACAAGCUUACGACAAGGUUAUCAAGGGAUCAGUAAACUGGAGACACGUAAACAAGAGGCCUGCCCAUGGUGGCGAGUUGAUGAGAUUCAAGGCCAUUGAGAACACAAACUAUGCUAUCGAACUUGGCAAACAGAAUGGAUUCUCCCUUGUUGGAAUUCAGGGUGCGGAUAUCACUGAUGGGACCAAGCUGCUCACGUUGGGUCUCGUCUGGCAGCUCAUGCGAAAGGAUAUAACCCUGACGCUCUCAGCUUUAGCACAACGUCUUGGGAAGCGGGAGAUCACUGAUGCCGAGAUGGUGAGAUGGGCUAAUGAAAUGUCUCGUAAAGGAGGCCGAAAUUCGUCGGUCCGGUCCUUCAAGGACCCCGCUAUCGGCAGCGGUAUUUUCUUCCUAGACGUCCUAAACGGCAUGAAGAGUAGCUAUGUUGAUUAUGACCUUGUCACCCCUGGUCAGACUGAUGAAGACGCAUACUUGAAUGCCAAGCUUAGUAUCAGCAUUGCCAGAAAGAUGGGUGCAACUAUCUGGCUGGUCCCCGAGGAUAUCUGCCAAGUCCGGAGUAGACUGGUUACCACAUUUAUCGGUUCUCUUAUGGCAACUCACGAGAAGAUGCAGUAGAUGGAAAUUCCGUUUUCCGUUUCUCUCACAACGCAAUGAAUGAGCGAAGGGUCUAGGUUACUGGAAAAGUUAGGGAGAAUCUGACGAUGAUACGUUUAAGCUUAUUGCGUUGCCUAUUAGCCUUACUAAGUUGCGAAUGCAGUCUUCACUCAGGCAUCGUUCCUUUAUUUUAUUUUAUAGAUCAGAAAAUGAGUAUAUUCUUACAUUGAGUGAUUUAUUUCUUGCCUUCC